AUGGAUUUAGCCGAAAAGGAUGAUGUAGGAGUAACAGGAAUGCUUGCACCUGGUAACCGAGCUUUUUUCGACAUGACAGUUCCAGAGACACCUGCAAGAAUUGUUCUUGAGAGUGGGAAUUCAGAACAAAUGUUGAGACGCAUGGAGCAGGCUGAGGCUAUUAAAGAGAAGCCAGAAUUCCAAUUCUUCCAGAUAAAGGAUGAGCUAGAGAAAACGCGGGUCAAGCAAUACAAAACACCAGCGGGAACUCGAAAUAACGCGGCUUUGCGGAAACCCAUUAACUUCUCGGCAAUAAGCAAACAGAACUUGACUUCAUAA
Messenger RNA from Trichobilharzia szidati, 318 nucleotides. The record is from the annotation of a GenBank genome assembly. Lineage: Eukaryota; Metazoa; Platyhelminthes; Trematoda; Strigeidida; Schistosomatidae.